AUGAAGUAUGCAGAGGUUAUUAUAGGACCUCCCAGCAGCGGGAAGUCUACCUAUGUCAUGAGCAAGAAGGCGGUGCUUUCGCACAGAAACCCAUACACUGUGAAUCUUGAUCCGGGAAACUGCAAUGAUGGCCAGUUCGACUAUUCGAUAUGCUCGAUUUCGUCGUCCCUGAAGUACCAGGAGAAGCAUGGGGUUGGGCCCAACAUGUCUGCAAAGUGUGUUCUUGAGGAGUUCGCUGCAGGGAUCGACGAGUUCUUCCGAGAGAACAUCGAGAACACAGACCACUAUGUCCUGUUCGACUUUCCAGGACAAGUGGAGUUCUUCAUGUCCAGCGACAUCCCCAACGGCAUCCUUAGAUAUCUCCGGAGCAAUGGAUACUCGGUUGUUGUUGUCAACCUCACUGAUCUAGUCUUCUUCUCAAAUGACCAUUCUUUGCUUUCGUCAUAUCUGGUUUCCACGCUGUGCCUUUGCCUUCUUGAGUCGGCCCAAGUCAAUGUAAUCAGCAAGUGCGACAACUGGAAGAAGCUUGAGAUGAAGCAUUCUUUAGAAGAAAUUGCAUCACUCGAGUGCCUAGAAGAUGUGCAAAAGAAGGGAAAGCUACACGAAGAGAUGGUUUUGUUUAUUCAAAGCCAGGGACUGUUGUCAUAUGAGGUUCUGGACUACGACAAUACAGACUCUGUCUUGAAUCUUCAGAUCACCAUAGACAGGGCAAGCGGGCUGUUUUUCGAGGAUGACUACUUUGCAGUGGAAAAGAUAACGAACAUUGUCUCAAGGGAUGAGGUGCUCUCAAGGUACAGGUAG
Messenger RNA from Encephalitozoon cuniculi GB-M1, 801 nucleotides. RefSeq lists its product as uncharacterized. The transcript has a single exon. Gene Ontology annotation, cellular component: cytoplasm. Gene Ontology annotation, molecular function: GTPase activity. The record is from RefSeq and is marked provisional. The coding region runs from base 1 to 801 and encodes 266 amino acids. NCBI's taxonomy places the organism in Eukaryota, Fungi, Microsporidia, Unikaryonidae.